AUGCCAUUGGAAUACACAAGAGUCUUAUUGGAGAAGAAGCAGAAGCAAGAAGCAGAAAAAUUAAAAGACCAACAAAGCGUUAUUAAAAGUACUGCUGCUGGUAGUAAAUCUGUUGAACCUUCGGUCGUUGAUAUUGAAGAUUCUAUGGUUGAUGAAGAAAUUGCCAAGAAAAGACUUGCGAAACUUGAUAAAGUUCGUGGUUUUAUGAAAUAUAAAAGAAAAGUCGACAAUUAUCGUAAUCCUCGUAAACGUGUUAAAGAUUGGAAAGAGAUAAAUGCACGUUUAAGUGAUGCAGAACUUAAAGUACAAACAGCUCGUUGUAUGGAUUGUGGUGUACCAUUCUGUCAAUCUGAUUCAGGAUGUCCAAUUGGUAAUAUCAUACCAAAAUGGAAUGAUCUUGUAUUUAAGGAUCAAUGGAAAGAUGCUUUAAAUCGUUUAUUAAUGACUAAUAAUUUCCCGGAAUUUACCGGAAGAGUAUGUCCAGCACCUUGUGAAGGAGCAUGUGUUUUGGGAAUUACAGAGACACCUGUCAGCAUCAAAUCAAUUGAAUGUGCAAUAAUAGAUAAAGGAAAAUUAUCGAUUACACAGAAAUUACAUCAUGUUCAUAAAUACAUAUGGAAAAAUAAUUUCUCUUCACCGAUCGAAUUAGGGGCUCACAAUAACAAAAGAGUUUUGGAUAUAGGAUGUGGUGACGGUGCCUGGAUAAUUGAAUUGGCCACCGAGAACCAAUGGAAUUACUUUACUGGCAUUGAUACUAGACUUGUAUUUCCCAAAUCUAUUAAACAAUUUAAUGCAACAUUUUUACAAGCAGAUAUUUCAGAUAAUUUAAGAUUUGAGUCGGAUACAUUUGAUUUGGUUUAUGUUAGAGAUGUUAAUUUCAUUAUAAAUAAAAAUGAUGAUGACGAAAAAAGUUGGGAGGAAAAGGUUUUAAAAGAAAUGAUCAGAGUUUGUAAACCAAAUGGAUGGAUAGAAGCAAUGUUUUAUGAAAAUAAAUUUUAUCGAGAAGGUCCAGUGGGCAAAAGAUUACGAGAAGCAUUUGAUAGAUAUCUUGAUUCUAAAAAAAUGAAUUCAAUAUUUUACACAAAAUUUGAAGAAUUAUUUUAUAAAACUGAUGAAUUAAUAAAUUUCAAAAAAGAAUACAAAGAAUAUAAAUUAGGAUAUUCAACAAAUAGGAAAUCCAAUGAUAUCAUUAAUAAAUCUUACAGAAAAAUUAGUGAUAUAUUAAUUGAAUAUAUUGUUGAAAUGUGGAAAACUCCUAGGAUCUCAAUAUCUGAAAGCAUGGGUUGUACGGUGGAAGAGUACGAUGAUUUGAUCGGAUUAUUUAAGAAAGAAGUUAAGCAGAAAAAUACCUAUAUAAGAUACAUUAGAAUCUACGCUCAAAAGAAAGAAUAA
Molecule: messenger RNA, 1392 nt
Organism: Entrophospora sp. SA101
Lineage: Eukaryota; Fungi; Glomeromycota; Glomeromycetes; Entrophosporales; Entrophosporaceae
Source: the annotation of a GenBank genome assembly